Messenger RNA from Nerophis ophidion (straightnose pipefish), 2245 nucleotides. RefSeq names its product oocyte zinc finger protein XlCOF8.4-like. The transcript is spliced from 2 exons. Gene Ontology annotation, biological process: regulation of transcription by RNA polymerase II; central nervous system development. Bases 396 to 1706 code for a protein of 436 amino acids. Gene Ontology annotation, cellular component: nucleus. Lineage: Eukaryota; Metazoa; Chordata; Actinopteri; Syngnathiformes; Syngnathidae. Gene Ontology annotation, molecular function: RNA polymerase II cis-regulatory region sequence-specific DNA binding; DNA-binding transcription factor activity, RNA polymerase II-specific. The record is from RefSeq and is a predicted model, not a curated record.
GUUGACGGUCUCUUACACAAGGCUGAAGCUAAGCGGUGACAGAGCUUUCGCCGCUGCUACUCGCAAGCUCUGGAACAACUUAACUUUGAGUGUUAGACAGGCCUCCUCUCUUCCUGUUUUUAAAUCACUCUUAAAAACACACUUUUAUUCCAUGGCCUUUAACAUUCUGUGAUCUCCAUUUUGCUAUGGCAGCCCAUUAUGCACCUGCUGUGAACCUGUUUCUAUGUUUUAUUUAUUAUCUAUCGGGCUUUGUUUGUGUUGUGGUGUGUUUGCUAGUUUCCCUUGUGUUAUCUUUUAACCUGCCUAUUGUACAGCACUUUGUGGUAAAUAUUAAAUGUGCUGUAUAAGUAAAGUUGAUUUGGUUUGAUUUGAGCAAAGCUGGACUUUUCUAAAGAAUGUUUGUUUUCUCCUGUCCCGCAGACGUUGAAGAAGAACCUCUACCCCAUGAGCAGGAGAAGGAACCACAGUCGCCCAACAUACGCGAGAAAAAAGAGGUACCACAUUCCCAGCACAGCAAAGAGGGAGGAGAGGAGCCACAUCCCCCCCACAUUAAAGAGGAAGGCGAGACGCCACAGACCCAUAAUGUUAAACUGACCCUUCACAUUAAAGGGCAAGCGGAGGACCCACUGAUCUUACACAUCAAAAAUGAAGAGGAGGACCCACUGACCCCUCACUUUAAGGAGCAAGAGAACCUGCUGACUCCUCACAUUAAAAAGGAAGAGGAGGACCCACUGACACCCUACUUUAAAGAGGAAGAGGAGGACCAAGAGCCGCCGCACAUUAAAGAGGAAGAGGAGGAAGAGGGCAUCAGUCAGCCUAAAUGGUUGGAGGAGUUCCCAGUGACUGGUGUCCCUGUGAAGAGUGAAGAUGAUGAGGUGAAAGGUGAAAGUGAGGAGAGGGGAGGGGGGGAGCCUCCAAGCAGCAGCUCAACACAACACAUGACAACAGAAGCUGAUGGAGACCACUGUGGAGGAUCACAAGCAGACAAGCUCUUAGCUCCACUAUCAGAUAGUGAGGACACAACGUCACACUCUCCUGACACUGAUGAUGAAGACUCUAAAGAUGAUAAGACAUGUCACACUGACAACACUCACUUCACAUCUUCUCACUCUCACAAAACCUUUAAAUAUCCUAGUAAAUUGAAAAGACACAUGAGAACACACACUGGAGAAAAACCUUUUUCUUGUUCACUCUGCAGUAAAGGUUUUAGACAAAGUAUCAAUUUGAAAGUACACAUGAGAACACACACUGGUGAAAAACCUUUUUCCUGUUCAACCUGUGGUAAACGUUUUCUUGUAAGUCACAAUUUGAAAGUACACAUUAGAACACACACUGGUGAAAAACCUUUUUCCUGUUCAACCUGUGGUAAAGGUUUUACAGAAAGUCAGAAAUUGAAAGUACACAUGAGAACACACACUGGUGAAAAACCUUUUUCCUGUUCAACCUGUGGUAAAGGUUUUGCACAAAGUCAGGAUGUGAAAAGACACGUGAGAACACACACUGGUGAAAAAGCUUUUUCCUGUUCAAUCUGUGGUAAAGGUUUUACAAGAAGUACAGAUGUGAAAAGACACAUGAGAACACACACUGGGAAAAAAAUCGCAUUCCUGUUCAAUCUGCAACAGAAUCUUUUGUCGACAAUCAAGCCUUGUAGCACACAUGAGAAGACACCCAGGAGAGAAAGUGUUGAGUUGCAGUGUGUGUGGUGAAAGAUUGUCUUCUAAGUACCAGUGUAAGAAACACAAGUGUGCUGGUGAGAACAGCAGCAGCAAAUGAAACUGCAGGAUUUGAAAUAAACUGUCCAGACUUUCAUUUUGACUUUCUAACAACAUCAGCACAUAUAACAUGUGUGACAUUGUUGUUUGUCUAACAAUCUGUUUAAUAUGAUCUUUACAUUUAUAGAUUACAUAGUUUGAAAUAUAAAAUUAUUACUUAUUUGUACUUCUAAUUGUUAAUAAUCCCAUAGAUUAUCACCUUUAUAUGAUAUACAUAUGUACUGGUUCACAUCUGAAACAUCUUCUGGACCACUUCAGGAAGCAUAUUAUUAUUUACUUUUUACAUCAUUUAAACAGUUGUCUUUUAUACAAUUUUAAAAUGUGUGAUUUUAUGAAUCAUUUGUUGGGAAUCUGUAAUCCAUUUUAUUAUUAUCUUUAUUACUCUCUUUUGUAUUAUGAUAAUUGUGUUGUGAUUAUUUUAAAUGUAUGUCCCCAGACCUCUAUGCAAUAAAAAGUGAGAGAAAAUGUCUGAA